This is a messenger RNA of Cricetulus griseus (Chinese hamster), 427 nucleotides long. Lineage: Eukaryota; Metazoa; Chordata; Mammalia; Rodentia; Cricetidae. The record is from RefSeq and is a predicted model, not a curated record.
GCACGGUGACUACCCGAAGCUCCCUGACCGAUCCCAGCAGGAGAGGGAUCCAUGGUAUGAGUGGGACCACUCAGACCUGAGGUUGAACUGGGGUGAAACGAUGCACUGGGACCUAGACAUGUAUAUCAGGAACCGUGUGGAUACAUCCCCUACACCUGUUUCUUGGCAUGUCAUGUGUAAACAUCUCUUCGGCUUCGUGGCCUUCAUGGCUUUCAUGUUCUGGGUUGGGGCGAUUUUCCCUUCCUACCAGCCUGUGGGGCCGAAGCAAUACCCUUACAACAAUCUGUACCUGGAACGAGGCGGUGAUCCUACCAAAGAACCCGAGCAGGUGGUUCACUAUGAGAUCUGAGGAGGCCACGUGGGCUUUUGUGCCCUCAUUCCUAGAGGGUUAACCUUAAUGAAACCACUAAUAAAACUCAGUACCAUG